AAGGACGGAUCAACUAUGACUACUAGGUACGUAAGCCAAUUACAUGGUCUGGGUCUAACAUUGACGAUGUCAGUAAGCCGUCGAGCGACACUGAGCCCAAGCCUGACUAGCGUUACCUUCGGCAAGAUGUAAUGUAUGUACAUAUUCAUACUGAUACUACCUAAAACUGAAGACAGCAUGACUGUUCGUGGCGGUGAUUUCAAGGAAGGACUUCUGCCGUGACACGAAAAUUCUGACUUAAGGAAAUUGGAAUGAUGGCAUUCACAAGAAAAAUAGAACGAAAAGAACCGGCCGACAAUGUCGGGUCGAUUGGCGGGAAUUCGGGGCCCACACCGAUGAGAUGCUGUCAAGAAAAAUUUCUUGGCUUCCCCGUUGUGUUUCCGACGGGGAUUCCGCGAAUGAGCCAAACGUGCAACCCCAUAGAAUUGGUUGGAAACAGUUCGGGUAGGUGACCGGCCACGCCCGAUCACAUAUAGUCGGUCUGCUUAUCUCUGCACCUUUGCUGUGCUACGUUACAAUAUUUGGACUCGAAGGAUGGCCUAUAUACGUAAGCUCCCCCGCAAAACGUAUGAGGUUUCUGAUUACGUGAUUCGACCGUGCUUCAGAACUAGGACGAAGAGGUUCAGGUAAGCCACAAUCACAUGUACCCGAUUUUUGGUUCCUCUGAAAUGGAAAGUCGACUUAGAACCGUAACAUCGAUGCGGAAUAACUAGAAGCUUGGCCAGCAAAGUUCUAGGUCUGUCCUGAGAUGCUAGGACCGGAAGACUCGGGAGAUUUUAGUGGGAAUUAGUAUCCGAGACACUAUCUGUUCGUGGGUUCGUGUAGGCCAAUAGAUGCGCUUUUUCAGCUUAGAACAUGCAUCUCCGACAGAUUUCAUUUCUCUAGUACCGUAAGUAGAAUGACAAAAUGGUGCGAGGUAUUAGUUAUAUACCGUUAACUAUCAUCAACAAGCCACUGCUAUA
This is a messenger RNA of Annulohypoxylon truncatum, 962 nucleotides long. RefSeq lists its product as uncharacterized. NCBI's taxonomy places the organism in Eukaryota, Fungi, Ascomycota, Sordariomycetes, Xylariales, Hypoxylaceae. The record is from RefSeq and is a predicted model, not a curated record. The transcript has 2 exons. The annotation marks the transcript as partial.